Molecule: messenger RNA, 484 nt
Organism: Microplitis mediator
Lineage: Eukaryota; Metazoa; Arthropoda; Insecta; Hymenoptera; Braconidae
Product: peritrophin-1-like
Exons: 2
Coding region: 82-405 (107 amino acids)
Cellular component (GO): extracellular region
Molecular function (GO): chitin binding
Source: RefSeq, a predicted model, not a curated record
UUUUAGUAGCGUCAAGACAAAAAAACUUUGAUCAUUCAAGUAAAAUAAAAGCAAACAGAAAAAAAAAACUUAAAACCAAAAAUGAAAGUGAUAAUUGUCAUAUUUCUUGUUACACUUAUUGCGAUGGUAAAUUGCGUGGAUCAAAACCGGUGGAUAAGAGCAUCGGAUGCAACUUCUGAACCAACUAGCUCAACUCCAGUUCCAAAGCCACCGGUUGACUGUGAUGUUCAGCCUGAUAACGAAGACGAGGCAAUCCUGUUGCCCAAUCCCGUGAGCUGCGGGAGUUACUACGUCUGCGUUGGAUUACAGCCGAUUUUAAUGCCUUGUCCUAGCGGACUUCACUUCAAUCCUCAAUUGAGAGUUUGUGAUUGGCCAGACUUUGCUAACUGUACUCUUCAAUUUUAAUUGUGCACUUACUUGUUUCACUGUUAGUAAAAUAAUAGUUCUAAUUUUUGGUUCAACUAUAGAAUAUUAGUUGAUUAUG